AACACCUCCCGGCCUGGGGCACGUGACUUUGACACCGAGGAGGCCCGGGGCAGCCAGAGCACAGCCAGGUCGCCCUGGGGCUCCCCGUGGAUUUUGCCAUGAGUGUGCAAGCGUUUCAUUUGGUGUGUGCAUCUGGAAGGGAGCAGCUGCCACCAGGGAUUCAAAUUGAGUGCUUGGAGUGCAGCGGCCAUGAUCUCUACCUGGGCACCUUCGAUGGCUCCAUUUACCAUUUCUUGCUAGUGGAAGAGCAUAGCAGUGACCCAACAGGACUAUCUCUAAAUCAGCAAACAGACUGCUCAAACACCAGGUUUUCCAUCACCAGGCAAAGGCAAAAGCAACUUGGGCUGAAGAAGCCAGUGUGUGAACUGAGAGCCGCUUCAGCCCUUUGUCGACUGUUGGCGCUGUGCGAUAACACUAUUCUUUCGCUGUGCAGUGACACCCUUGAGCCAAUCCCGGGAAUAAAGAUCAAGGGAGCUCUUAGCUUUAGCCUCAAUGAAAACCCUGUGAGUGGGGACCCGUUUAGUGUGGAGGUGUGCCUUAUCUCCUCCAAGAGACGCACAGUGCAGAUCUUUAGUGUAGGACAAGAGAAAGUACAACUGCUAAAAGAGGUUGCUACCCCUGAGCAGCCUUGUGCUUUAGCAGCUGAUGGACACUACCUAUGCCUGGCACUCAGCAGCCGCUACAUUACACUGAACUAUAACACAGGGCACUGCCAGGACCUUUUUCCAUACCCCAGUGAACAGAAGAGACCAAUUGUAAAGAGGAUUAGCCGACAAGAGUUUCUUCUGGCCGGACCAGGUGGAUUAGGCAUGUUUGCAACCGUAGCGGGAAUCUCCCAACGUGCUCCAGUUCGCUGGUCAGAGAAUGUUAUUGGUGCUGCAGUGUCUUUUCCUUACGUCUUAGUUCUGGACGAAGAGUUCAUAAUGGUUCAUAGUAUUCUAGAUCAACAACAGAAGCAGACUAUGCCCUUUAAGGAAGGAAUCAUUCUGCAGGAUUUUGAAGGAAGGGUAAUUGCAGCAACGGCUAAUGGGAUAUACAUUCUACUUCCCUUACCUUUGGAGAAACAGAUACAGGACCUCCUGUCAAGCCAGAGAGUCGAAGAAGCCUUAGUGUUGGCCAAGGGGGCUCGGCAGAACAUUCCAAAGGAGAAAUUCCAGGUUAUGUACAGAAGAAUCCUGCAACAGGCUGGAUUUAUACAAUUUGCUCAGCUACAGUUUCUAGAAGCAAAAGAAUUGUUCAGAACCAGCCACCUUGAUAUCCGAGAACUAAUAUCACUUUACCCUCUCCUGCUGCCAUCUACUUCCUCGUUUAUCCGUACGCACCCACCUCUACACGAGUAUGCGGAUCUCAACCAGCUCACUCGAGGAGACCAGGAGAAAGUGGUCAAAUGCAAGCGCUUCCUUAUGAGUUACCUGAGUGAAAUCCGAAGUACUGAGGUGGCUAAUGGAUACCAGGAAGAUGUGGAUACUGCACUAUUAAAGCUGUAUGCAGAGGCGGACCAUAAAAGCCUACUAGAUCUUUUGGUAUCAGACAAUGCAUGUGAUCUCGCAGACGGUGUCUCCUGGCUGGAAAAGCACAAAAAAUACUUUGCACUUGGUCUCCUGUACCACUACAACAAGCAGGACGCAGCUGCACUUGAGGUCUGGGUGAGAAUUGUGAAUGGUGAUCUGGAGGAUAACACACGCCCCGACCUCUUUGAAUAUAUUGUGGACUUUCUUACCUUUUGCACAGACCCACAGCUGGUGUGGCAGUACACAGAUUGGGUUUUACAGAAAAGUGAGCAGAUUGGAGUCCAGAUUUUUACAAAACGGUCUUCAGAUGAGCAGUUACAGAAUGGCUUCAGUCCAGAUAAGAUUGUGAAUCAUCUGUGCAAAUAUCGCCAGGCCUUAAUUGUAUACAUGGAACAUUUAGUGUUGGGGAAAAGGAUACAGAAGGAAAAGUAUCACACACAUCUGGCUGUUCUGUAUGUGGAAGAAGUCCUGCGCCUUAAGUCUAUGGACUCUUUAGAGCAAAAAGAAGUAAUGGAGCUCCAUACACGACUUCAAAACUUGCUGCGACAGUCAGAGCUUUAUAGGGUUCUCCUGAUCAUAGAUAAAAUAAAAGGGACCGAUCUGCACCUGGAGCGGGCCAUAUUACAUGGAAAACUGGAAGAGCAUGAUCAGGCUUUGGACAUUUUAGUUCACCGUUUAAAAGACUUUGCUGCUGCUGAAAGUUAUUGUGUGUGGAACUCACAAGGAAGAGACGUCCCUUACCGCCAGCGCCUCUUCCAGCACCUUCUUACCACCUACCUCAAUCCUCCCAGUCCAGAUAAUGCACUUUUAGUGGCUGCUGUGGAUUUACUAAAUAACCACCCAUUGGAGUUUGACGCUGCCAGGGUUUUGCAUCUAGUACCAGAGAACUGGUCCGUACAGCUCUUGUCCCCUUUCUUGGCUGGGGCUAUGAGGGAGCAUAUUCAUGCACUAAGGACGUCCCAGGUGGCAUUGGGCUUGGCAAGAGCUGAAAAUAUCAUUUACAAGCAGGAAAAGCUGAGCAUGAUGAAGAAUCCAGUGGUUCUGUCUGAGAAGAAGCUCUGUCAUGUUUGCCGAAAUCCUUUCCAGGAACCAGUUUUUGUCAAACACCCAAAUGGCCAUAUUGUUCAUACCCAUUGCGCUACAAACCAGCACAUGAAUAGUACCAUUUCUGACAAUCUGCCCAGUGCUAGCAAACGAACUUGAAUGACGUUCAUGGACCCAAAGUUAUCACGAUUAUCUGUCAAUGAUGGAAACUCUCUCCCUCAGCCAGAUAUGUAAGGAAUUUGGUGGCUUUAGAUGAAUGCAAUGAGAAAACAUUGCAGUUAUCAGAUGUGAAAACAAGUCAUGAACAGUCUAAAGUAUUGAACAUGACAUUGUGGAGAUCAACCAAACCACCAUGAACCACCACACGGAGCAUAUUGGUAAGCGGUCAAGCACUUGUGAUGUCAACACCGUCCCAUGAGCAACAAUAACUAUCUUAAAACAUCAACUUAAUGAAGUCAGGAACUAAGCUUUUUGCAUUUUUUUUUUUUUAAGAUAUUUGCACUGAAGAUAUUUUGCAUAAAAUGUGAUGGGGAAAUUCAAGAAAUCGUAAUGCAUUGGAUCCAAAAUCUACCAUAGUCUUUUUGGGGGGAUAAAUGUCUUGUUGCAGGUAUCAUGCAAUCUCUAAAUCAUGAUUCGUCACAUGUUGACACUUCUCUAAAUAUGAAUUGUGCUCUGCCACUACACUCCCUGAUCAUCAGAACUCUAUCAUAUAUUGCAUUCCUGUUACAAAGGAGGUCCACUUGACCAGUUCAUAGCAAGAGACAAAUAAUAGUGGUGUUGCUCUCCUGAACUUCAAUAAUGUUUUGCUGGUUUUUACAAAUGGAAAAUGAUGCAUACUGUUAUAUAAAAAUUGUAUAAAUUUAUAUGCAUAUGUGUAAUCUAAUUACAUCUCUAUUCAUGUCCGUGAUAAAAAUCACUCACAUUAUCAGAUUUUAAGACAUUGUAUCAAAGCUUUUCAUCCGCUCGACGUUCUAGUCACAGCUAAUUGAUAUAGUGUUUUCUAACUAAAUCUGAUCUUCAGCCUGUGUAUUCCUUUUUGAUCAGUCAUUUAUCAUUGUUGGUUAUGACAAA
Molecule: messenger RNA, 3626 nt
Organism: Pelobates fuscus (common spadefoot toad)
Lineage: Eukaryota; Metazoa; Chordata; Amphibia; Anura; Pelobatidae
Gene: TGFBRAP1
Product: transforming growth factor beta receptor associated protein 1
Exons: 12
Coding region: 99-2714 (871 amino acids)
Biological process (GO): autophagy; endosomal vesicle fusion; intracellular protein transport
Cellular component (GO): cytoplasm; membrane
Source: RefSeq, a predicted model, not a curated record